AUGGAGUCCUCGGAGCCUCCUGGGGUGGCAGACCUCGAAGAGUUGGACGACAUCUUGGAGGACGCGCGUGAGCGGCUGCCCAGUGCGCGCUACAAUGCCAAGACGCUUGAGUUUGUGCUGCACCAGAUGGAAAAGAUGGCUCCCGUGCGGGCGUGGGUGGCGCAGGAGGCGGCGCUGGCGGCAGCAGAGGGGAGGGAUGGCUGGAGGCUGGAUGAGGAGUUGAGGCCAGGCUGUGGGGGCGACGCCCAUGGCGGAAAUAAGGACUGCCCACUGGUUUGGUGGCGUCGGCUUAAGGAUGCGCUACGGCGUGGGGAGCGGCUCAUCACACGGCACACAUCACCAGUGCACAGUGGGAAGUUCAGCAGGUUCAGCGUGAUGAGGAAUGAGGCCGAGGGCGUGUGUCGGGAGCUGAAGCGGUGCGUGGCACUGUUCGCAGCAGCCAACCUGCACAAUGAGCCCUACGAACCCAUCAAGACGGUGGUGGACACGAAGUGCGUGGUCGAAGACAAGGUGUACCUGUACUACUACCUUGCCCUGGUCGUCCAGGAACUGAGCGAAAACAAAGAGUGGUUGGGCAGCAAGCCUGGCAAGGUGGUGCAUCGUGAGUGGGAGUCCAUGCGCUCAGAGCACAGGAAACGGCGCCAGCACCUGGCCUGGAUAGACGACAGCACAAUCGAAUCCCUGCAGCGUGAGGGCAAGGUGAUCGACGGUGGCUGUGGCCUCGUUGUGCGCGCCCUCUGGAAAGACGUCCACGUGGUCGUCAAGACCUACAUAGACGUCGCCCGGGAACUGUCCCUGGAGGCCAAGGCCUCAUUCUUCGCCAGCAUUGAGAUCCAACGCUCGAUGGCCUGCGCCCACGUUGUGCGUGUCUUUGCGGUGUCCCCCGCGGGCGUCGUGCUCAUGGAGCAGGCCAAGUGCAAUCUGGCCGGGCUGUACAUGGAUGCAGCGGAGCUGCCGUGGGUGACAAAGUGCCAGCUGCUGCUGGAGGCCGCCAAGGGGCUGAAGUUUGUGCACGAGCGGGGCAUGCUGCACGGUGCCGUGAAGAGCUCCAACUUCCUCAUUUUUGGGAGUGGGCUGGGCGACUUCACCGUUAAGGUCUCGGACUUCGGCAUGGCGGUUGUUAAGUCUGAGCUCCUGUGCAAGAAGACCGCGCUGCAGCACAGCUCAUCGCUUUGGGCUGCACCCGAGGUGCUUGAGGGUGGGAUGGCAACUAUGGCCAGCGAUGUCUUUGGGCUGGGAGUUGUUAUGUUCGAGGUCGUCUCACAGAGGGCUGCCUACCUGAAUGUGGGAUCACCAAAGCUCCUGCUGGGGCAAAAGAAGCGGGGGGAAGAUCCCUGUGCUGUGCCCCAUGAUUGCCCAGAGCAGCUGAUGGACUUGAUGCGGCGGUGUGUGCUGCCAAAUCCCGAAGACCGGCCUUGCAUGGAGAACGUGGUGCUUGUGCUGAAACACAUAUGCCAGAUGUCGACUUGUAGCAGCCGCUCAGUGAGCCGCAGGCGCCGCUUUUAUGUCGUGGAAGCCCCGGCACUGCCAAGUAUGCUCUACGGAUCGAAGUCAUGCACUUCAAGAGCAUCAGACCAGUCGAUGCAGUCCGACAGAAUCCUGGCCGUGUCAAAUGACUCUGGCAUCAAUUUUCGCGACAUCUUCACCAACUCCCGUGACGAUGCGACUUCAGGUGGUGGCUGGAGUGUCAUGAAAAAGGACAAAGGGAAACCUGGAGGGGGAUGCCCGAUGCCCCCGACCAAGUGGGCCGGCCUCCAGACGGACAUUAUCUCGGCCAUCGCCCGGAAGCUGCCCAAGGAAGACCUGCGGAAGCUGCGCCUGGCGAACCGUCACUGGUGCACUGCCCUCUACAGCACUGUUGAGCACAUCGAGGUCUCCCAGGAGGCCUUUGGUAACCUCGGCACCGACUGGGUCAGCAAUCUCGGCAAGUUCCGCCACCUGCGCAGCCUGCGCCUGCCGGCGAUGACUAACCUCGAGUUCGUGGCCCCAGGGUGCCAGUCAGCAUCAUCAUUUCUGUUUCUUCGCACGGAGGAGCUGUCGCCAUUGCACAAUCUACUGAGCCUGGAUCUGCGGUACAGCGAGGUCGAGGACUGGCACCUGAACAGCCUGGAAGACCUCACCAAGCUGACAAAGCUCAACCUGUCGCACUCGCGGAUCACCAAUGCAGGGCUGCGCUCCCUGUCCUCGUUCAAGGCGCUGCAGGACCUGGGGCUGGGCCACACGAUGGUGGGUGACGGCGCGAUGAAGUACAUCGCUGAGCUGUCCAACCUGCACACCCUUGAGCUGGGGUUCACAAAGAUGCGCUACUGGGGCAUGCAAGGCCUGGGCAGGCUUCGCAGGCUGAAGAGCCUGGGGCUGGGCGGGAUCGACCUGUGCGGGCGCGGCGCCGGGCCGCUGUCCAAGCUCACCCACCUGCAAUCCUUGUCUCUCGUUUUUGCAAAGGAUCUGGACAAUGCUGCGAUGAUUUCACUGUCGCGGCUGUCAGAGCUCGAGGUGUUGAACAUGGGGCUGACGGCAGUGGGGGACAAGGGAGUGGCGGCUGUGGCGGGCUUCGCACCGUGGCUCGAGACAUGCGACCUGCGCGGCACAGCUGUUACGGAUGCAGUGGGCCCCUCGCUGGCAUUGAUGACUAACCUCAAGUCACUGCACCUGGGUGACACUGCGGUGGGGGAUGGGAUAGUGGGCCACUUGCGGGGGCUGGAGCGGCUGGAGAGCGUGGUGCUGGCAGGCACACAAGUCGGCUCAGAGGCCGCACAGCAGCUGGUAGAGCUGCCGGCACUGAAGUUGCUGGGGAUGGGGUAG
Messenger RNA from Ostreobium quekettii, 2802 nucleotides. Lineage: Eukaryota; Viridiplantae; Chlorophyta; Ulvophyceae; Bryopsidales; Ostreobiaceae. The record is from the annotation of a GenBank genome assembly.